GUGAACGGGCUUUGCAGGAAGAGGAUCCACCUAGGAUGUCAGCUCUGAAGAAGGUGUUGCCAGGCAUACUGAAGAAGCAUUGCUGUAUCAUACCCGAUAGGAACACAGGUGUCAAGCGGUUGCUGAUGAAAUUGAAGAGCAGGGAGAUAUACUCAGACCAGCAGUAUUCAUGGUCGCCCUCGCAGUACUUCGAUGAGGACAGCUACUCCCCUCCACCCAGGAACAUGAAGGGUCUCUCUGGCGGGCGCCCUGCCCAGCUCCAGCUCACCUCUCCCAUCUCAGCCCACACCUGCGGCCUGGCUGAAUGCGACCAUUCCCUGGACCAUCACUUCCACUAUGGCAACUCACGUCCCCCCUCCUACCUCCUUAGCCCCACGGAGAGCUGCCCUCUUGACAGUCACCACCGCUGCUCCCCACGGAGCUCCAUCCACUCUGAAUGCAUGGUGAUACCGGUGUCCAUGUCGGCCACGGACCACUCCAUGUCUAGUAGCACUUUCCCCCGCAUGCACUACGGCAGCGCAUCGCGGGACAGCGGGGGCAACACUUCUGGCGGCAGGGACUCCCGAGACGACGGUGGAUCAUCCUCACAUGGUGGCAGUGGCAAAAUGAACAGAAUCCCAGCAAACCUCCUGGACCAAUUUGAGAAGCAGAUGCCGCUGCACCGGGACGGCUUCCACACCCUGCAAUACCAACGCACCUCCACUACAACCACGACCACAGAGCAACGCAAUGAAAGCCCAGGGAGAAUACGCCACUUAGUCCACUCUGUACAGAAGCUCUUCACAAAAUCACACUCCCUGGAAGGUUCCUCAAAGAUGAACGGUACCAAAGGCGACUCGCACCGGGACAACUCGCACCACCACCAUCACCACCACCAAGCCCACCAUAAACACAGCAAACGCAGCAAGAGCAAAGAACGUAAAUCUGACGGCAGCGGCAAGCAACGCUCAGGAGGUUGGUGGAGUUCAGAUGACAACCUGGAUAGUGACAGUACGUACAGAACACCCAGCGUCAUGUCACGGCAUCCUGUGGAGCACAUCAGCCACUGCUACCCUGACUCAAUACAUAGCCACCUGGCAGGAGACCUGUCCCUUAAGACAUCCAAGAGUAACAACGAUGUCAAGUGCUCAGCCUGUGAGAGCAUCAGCAUGGCGCCAGAGGGAAAGUUCAUGAAGAGGAGCUCCUGGUCAACGCUAACGGUCAGCCAAGCCAAGGAGGCCUACAGGAAGUCCUCACUCAACCUGGAGAAGCCCAUGACACCCAGUGACCUCAAGCCCAACAUCAGGCCCUGCCACUAUCUACAGGUGCCCCAGGAUGACUGGGGAGGUUACCCUGGCGGCGGGAAGGAUGACGAGAUCCCUUGUCGUCGGAUGCGGAGCAGCAGCUAUGUUAAAGCCAUGGGGGACGAGGAGAGCGGAGAGUCGGACUCCAGCCCCAAGACGUCGCCUCAGAAGGUGGUACGGCCCGACGCCCUGGUAAAAGCCAUCAUCAGACCCAGGGAACUGCUGGACUCACAAAGUCAGAGCUACCACUUGCAAGCCACCAGGGACAUGCACCCAAGCAUUGCCCUGGAUCCCUCUGCCAACUACAACUCUCCCAAGUUUCGCUCCAGGAACCAGAGCUACAUGCGGGCAGUCAGCACCCUCAGCCAGGCUAGCUGUGUUAGCCAAGUGAGCCAGGUGAGUGAAACAGAAAUAAACGGCCAGUUUGAAUCAGUGUGCGAGUCGGUGUUCAGUGAGGUUGAAUCCCAGGCCAUGGAGGCGUUGGAUCUGCCCGGCUGCUUCAGAACUCGGAGUCACAGCUACCUGCGAGCCAUCCAGGCUGGCUACUCCCAAGAUGAUGACUGCAUCCCCCCCAUGGCCUCCACCGUCACCUCCACCAUCAGGGCUACCACAGGGAUCCAGUUCUGCCUCCCCUCCACCUGCAGCAUUGAUCGGACGCCCCAACAAACCCCAGCCAUCACCUACACACCCAACUACAAGAAGACCCCUCCUCCACCAGUCCCACCCCGCACCACCUCCAAGCCCCUCAUCUCCAUCACAGCCCAGAGCAGCACCGAGUCCACGCAGGAUGCUUACCACGAUGGGAGGCACCCUCACGUCGGCAUGUGGGCGACUGACGGCCUCAGCCUGGGGCUAAACACAGGCAGGGCCCUCUAUAACUCCAACGACAGCCUGGACAGCGCCAAGGCUGUCACAAUAGCCAUGGAGGCAGCUGGAGUCAUGUCUGGAAAAAGACACCCGUCCACAGACAGCCACAGCUCGGUGCUCACCUGCGACAAGGCCAUCCUGGUGUCCAAGGCUGAGGAGUACUUGAAGACACCCAGAUCUUCUAUAGGAAUACAGGUGGAAGCAGCCACGGACUCUGAAUCUGAAAGCAAAGGUUUGCGGGAGUACCACUCCGUUGGGAUCCAGGUGGAGGACAAUAAGAAAGGACAGGGCAGGUUCAAGCGCUCCAACAGUGUAACUGCAGCUGUGCAGGCCGACAUGGAGCUGGAGGGCUUCCCCACCAUGGAGGACAAGGGCCUGCAGUUCGGUGGGGGCUUCCAGCGUCACUCGGAACCCAGUACGCCCACCCAAUACGGGGCGGUGCGGACUGUACGUACCCAGGGGCUCUUCAGCUAUCGUGAGGAUUACCGUACCCCUGCUGAACCCCCCAGCCCCAGGGAGACCACCAGUGAGGCCCCCUGGCAGCUGGAGCCACCCUCCCCGAGAGAGAACGCAGCCUCACCGGGCGAGUCUGGCAGGGCAUCCCCCUCGCUGAGGAGGGACGGGAGCUGGUUCAUGCAACUGCUGCACACAGAGACCAAGAGGAUUGAGGGCUGGUGUAAGGAGAUGGAGGCCGAAGCUGAGGAGAAUGACUUGACGGAAGAGAUCCUAGGCAAAAUACGAAGUGCGGUGGGAAGCGCUCAGCUGCUCAUGUCUCAGAAAUUCCAGCAGUUCUACUGGCUGUGUCAGCAAAACCUGGACCCUAGUGCAAUGCCACGGCCCACCUCUCAGGACCUUGCCGGGUUCUGGGACCUCCUGCAGCUCUCCAUCGACGACGUCACCAUGAAGUUUGACCAGCUGCAGCAGAUAAAAAACAACAACUGGAGGGUCAUAGAGAGCCCAGAGAAGAAGGUGAGGGAUCCCCUCGACACUGAACCCAAACAAGCCCCACCGGCUCCUGUACCAAAGAAGACAAUUCGACAGAGGAGUUUGAUGACACGGGAGAAAUCCCUGGACCUCCCAGACCGGGGGCGGCAGGAGGCCCGGCGGCGGCUCAUGGCAGCCAAGCGUGCGGCCUCCUUCCGGCAGAACUCAGCCUCAGAGCGAGCAGACAGCAUCGAGAUCUAUAUUCCUGAGGCUCAGACUAGACUUUAA
Messenger RNA from Eleginops maclovinus (Patagonian blennie), 3362 nucleotides. It is a transcript of the gene dlgap2a, whose product is annotated as discs, large (Drosophila) homolog-associated protein 2a. NCBI's taxonomy places the organism in Eukaryota, Metazoa, Chordata, Actinopteri, Perciformes, Eleginopidae. Gene Ontology annotation, cellular component: postsynaptic specialization; glutamatergic synapse. The coding region runs from base 36 to 3362 and encodes 1108 amino acids. Gene Ontology annotation, molecular function: molecular adaptor activity. Gene Ontology annotation, biological process: signaling. The transcript is spliced from 14 exons. The record is from RefSeq and is a predicted model, not a curated record.